AUGUCUCCGUCGGGGUCAAGACGAAACAGCGGCCGCGGGCUGGCGGCUCCAAACCGAGCCCCGUCCGAGUGCCACGUCGGCCGCCGGAGCUCCGGCUGCUCCCACUGCCCCUCGGGCGCGCAAAGCGAGGGCGUCUCCGUCAGUCUGAGUCAGCCGAUGGUCUCCAUCACGCUCAGGUUCCUGCUGGCGAUAGACCUGUGGCUGUCCAAGCAGCUCAGGGUGUGCGCCUGCGAGAAGUCCGCGUGGGGCAGCCUGCGGCCCCUGGUGCGCCUCGUGGAGCUGUCGGGCCACGUCGUCCCGGGGCUGAGCGGCGCCGUGUACGGGCUGCUGCGCGCAGAGACGGCAGCCGAGCAGGAGCUCAUGCUGAAUGUCGCCCUGGCCCUGUUGAUGGAUCUGAUCUUGGUCAGAGUUGUAAAGGCCCUGGUCAGACGCCGCGGCCCAGUCCAGACCCGCUCCGACCUCCUCUCCGCCUUCUUCCUGGAGCGGUUCUCCUUCCCCUCGGGCCACGCCACGCGGGCCGCCCUGUGCGCCCGCUUCCUGCUGGCCCGGCUGGUGGACACGGCCCCCAUGCGGGUCCUGGUGCUGGGAUGGGCCGCUCUGGUGAGCCUCUCGCAGCUGCUCCUCGCCAGAAGCUACGUGACAGACGUUGGCCUGGGCUUGGCUAUGGGCUACUGCCAGUACAGCCUGGUGGAAAGGCUGUGGCUGACCUGGGACCAGCUGCAGGACCUGCUGUUCAUGCAGCUGCGAGAGACGCUCACCAACACAUGUGGUGGACUCUGGAUGCCAGAUUGGAAGCAAUAGAUGUUUUUGGAUGACGCAUAGUAAUAUUAAUUUAUUCUAUCAGG
Messenger RNA from Betta splendens (Siamese fighting fish), 845 nucleotides. RefSeq names its product polyisoprenoid diphosphate/phosphate phosphohydrolase PLPP6-like. The record is from RefSeq and is a predicted model, not a curated record. Gene Ontology annotation, molecular function: sphingosine-1-phosphate phosphatase activity. The coding region runs from base 1 to 801 and encodes 266 amino acids. Lineage: Eukaryota; Metazoa; Chordata; Actinopteri; Anabantiformes; Osphronemidae. The transcript is spliced from 2 exons.